AUGCAAACCCUCUCCCGAGUUCGAUUAACACCUCUAGCCUCACAGGCGCGGAGGUGCGCCCGCCCUGGCCUACGCCCAUUCGCUCUCUCGAAUACCCUUGUUCGCCUCGCCUCAGUAACCACAAGGUCCCGAAGCCUUGAUCUUCCUGCCCUAGACAAGAAGUGGCAAGCCAAAUGGAAAUCAGACGCGAAUUCGGCGCCAUGCAGCACCGAACAGUCAUCCGAGCCCAAGCCCAAGUCCUACAUCUUAUCAAUGUUCCCCUACCCCUCGGGCACGUUACAUAUGGGCCAUCUUCGCGUAUAUACCAUUUCAGAUGUGCUGUCGCGGUUUUACAAGAUGCGCGGGCAUGAUGUCCUGCACCCGAUGGGGUGGGAUGCCUUUGGAUUGCCGGCCGAGAACGCGGCGAUCGAACGCGGCGUGGAUCCUGCGGAAUGGACGGAGCAGAAUAUUAAAAAGAUGAAGGCUCAGUUGGGGAGCAUUUCGGCUGAGUUUGACUGGGACAGAGAACUUGCGACUUGCGCACCGGAUUUCUACGAGCACACCCAACGGAUAUUUUUGAUGCUGCAUGAGAAAGGAUUGGCAUAUCAAGCUGAGGCUCUGGUCAACUAUGACCCUGUCGAUAAGACUGUGCUUGCGAAUGAACAAGUGGAUGCCAAUGGGUUCUCAUGGCGAUCUGGGGCCAAGGUCGAGAAAUUGAAUCUCAAACAGUGGUUCUUCCGGAUCACGGAUUUUAAAGAAAUGCUAUUGAAGGAUCUAGACUCGCUUUCUGGGGGCUGGCCAGAACGUGUUCUUUCGAUGCAGCGAAACUGGCUUGGAAAAUCGAACGGCGCUAAGAUCAGGUUCCCUAUGGCUGUUGAUGGUACAAAUGUACAUGUUGAUGUCUUCACUACACGACCGGAUACGCUAUAUGGUGUUGAAUAUUUGGCUCUUUCACUAGAUCACCCUAUCGUCUUGAAUGCUGCCGAAAAGGACUCCUCGCUUCGAGAAUUUCUGGACGAGGCAGCGGCACUUCCACCCGACUCGAAGGCCGGCUACCGUUUAAGUGACAUUACAGCGUCUCAUCCGUUACUGAAAAUUGACAGCGAAAGCCCUCAGUUGGAGAGAAAUCUUCCCGUCUUUGUUGCGCCCUAUGUCCUCAGUGAUUAUGGCGAGGGUGCGGUGAUGGGUGUGCCGGGCCAUGACACCAGAGACAUGGCAUUCUUCAAGGAAAAUGCAAACCCUGAGUCAAUUCCUAUCGUUAUUGAGUCGGAGCCAUCUCAAGGGAAUGACACUGCUGUUCCAGCGCGUGGCGCGAAGGCCUUCACACAAGAGGGCUAUCUUACCUCGCAAUGUGGAAAGUAUCAAGGCCUGCAUUCCAAGGAAGCUGGGCAACAGAUUGUCAACGAUCUCAACAAAGAGGGACAGGCCAACUUCGUGGAAAGCUGGCGCCUGCGAGACUGGUUGAUCAGUCGGCAGCGGUACUGGGGUGCACCUAUUCCAAUCAUUCACUGCGGCGAGUGUGGCCCCGUCCCUGUGCCGAAAGAAGACCUCCCGGUCAAAUUACCUAAGAUUCAGGGAGAUUGGUUGAAGGGUAAGAAGGGUAACCCUCUUGAAUCAUCCGAAGAAUGGCUUCACACAGACUGCCCCAGCUGCGGAGGGCCAGCAAAGCGCGACACGGACACUAUGGAUACUUUUGUUGAUUCAUCUUGGUACUUCCUCCGGUUCCUGGACGCGGCAAACAAAGAUGCCCCAUUCUCGGCUUCUGUCGCGCGAUCAGUAGAUGUAUACAUUGGUGGCGUGGAGCAUGCUAUUUUACAUUUGCUUUACGCCCGGUUCAUCUACAAGUUCCUUGCUCAGUCGGAAUUAUUCCCAGCUGCCGCGCCUGGUGAGCAAUCGGUAGCGGAGCCUUUCAAGAUGCUUUUAUCUCAGGGUAUGGUUCAUGGCAAGACCUUCACGGACCCAUCGACCGGUCGAUUCUUGCUCCCCCACGAAAUUGAUCUCACGAAACCUGAGAAGCCCUUGAUCACAGGUACUCAAAUCACCCCCAACAUCUCAUUUGAGAAAAUGUCAAAAAGCAAGCACAACGGUGUAGAUCCUACAGCCUGCGCAUCCAAGUAUGGAGCCGACGCCACUCGUGCCCAUAUUCUCUUCUCAGCGCCCGUCAGCGAAGUCCUGGAGUGGGAUGAAUCCAAAAUUGUCGGCGUUGAGCGCUGGUUUGGCCGGCUCUGGAAGCUCGUGAUGGAUACACAGGAAUCUCUAGCUUCGGCAUCCUUCACUGUUCCCUCAACCGACAUGAAAUGUCCCGCUGGUCAUGCCAUUUCCCUGCCGUCUUCGCUCAAGGACCUGAGCGACUCCGAUGCCGACGCUGUCCUAGCAACUCACAACACCAUCUCAUCUGUCACCAGCUGCAUCGAGAGCAACCCCUACGGGCUGAAUACCGUCAUUUCGGAUCUGACCAAAUUGACCAACGCCCUAUCAUCAGCAUCAACAUCACCCUCCCCCCUCGCCCUCUACCUGUCCGUCUCUGCACUCCUCCGCCUCCUAGCACCGAUCGCCCCCGCACUAGCCUCCGAGUGCUGGGAAGUAUUGCACGACUCCAUUGUGAAGCGAUCUGACCCUACAUCACCUGCUCCAUCUAUAUUUUCGUCUUCCUGGCCUACCACUCUUCUGACCCCCGAGCAAGCUGAGGCUCUUUCUUCUCGUGGUGGCCAAACGAUAGCUGUUCAGAUCAACGGAAAGCUCCGCUGCGCCGUUACCAUUCCACGCUGGCCGUCCUCCGACGAAGCCUCUCCAUCCAAGGGCAAAGCCUCGGCUUCCUCCAAGGAAGAGCAGGACUGGAUCAUUGAUCGAGUUUUGGAGAGCACCGAGGGUAACCUGUGGCUGCGUGAAAAGAACGACUGGGAGAAGAGACGACGGGUGAUUGUUGUCAAGGGCAAGCUGAUGAACGUCGUGUUCUAA
Penicillium verhagenii is the source of this 2937-nucleotide messenger RNA. RefSeq names its product leucine--tRNA ligase NAM2. Gene Ontology annotation, biological process: mitochondrial translation; leucyl-tRNA aminoacylation. Gene Ontology annotation, cellular component: mitochondrion. Bases 1 to 2937 code for a protein of 978 amino acids. Gene Ontology annotation, molecular function: aminoacyl-tRNA deacylase activity; leucine-tRNA ligase activity; ATP binding. The record is from RefSeq and is a predicted model, not a curated record. NCBI's taxonomy places the organism in Eukaryota, Fungi, Ascomycota, Eurotiomycetes, Eurotiales, Aspergillaceae. The transcript has 2 exons.